This is a messenger RNA of Geodia barretti, 217 nucleotides long. NCBI's taxonomy places the organism in Eukaryota, Metazoa, Porifera, Demospongiae, Tetractinellida, Geodiidae. The record is from the annotation of a GenBank genome assembly.
UCUCCAGCCUCUUUCCCUCAGUCAGUCUCUCUAACGCCUCAUCUCUUGAUGAUGACUUUGGUACUUACUCUGUGACUUACUCUUGUCUUGUCCUCUCCUUUUCAACAGAAUGAUGCUGCAGAUAAAAGCCACAAUCAAAAGCGCAGUAGCAGUUGAAAUAAGCAGUAUACGAAUGUCGUUACUCAAACUGACACCAGUUGCAGUAGUGUCCAUAGCA